GUCUCUGACUUCUGUCUGUAAUGCUGGAGAACAUCAAAUGUUGCAGAUACCAGCGAAGAAUGAAGUGAAGCUGGAGGAGAUAAAAGAAGAAAACACAGCAGAGGAACAACAGAGAGAAGAAGAUGAUGAUGAUGAUCAAACCUCCACAGACUGUCUGAAUUCUGUCUGUAACGCUGCAGAACAGCAGAUGCUGCAGAUACCAGUGAAGAAUGAAGUGAAGCUGGAGAUAAAAGAAGAAACCACAGCAGAGGAACAACAGAGAGAUGAUGUUUUUAUUUCUUCAGAACCUUGUAGGGACAAGCCUAUUCAAUGUGGUCCAGAAGCACCAAACACAACAAAAAAGAUAAUUCUGGACAAUGACUCUUUUAAGGAUUACUGUGUUCGAGAAGAUGAUACGAAAACAUGGGCAAUCCUGGAUAGCUGUCUGGACAUCAGUUUCCCGCAAUUUGGUUCAGAGGACUUGUUUAACAGCACCCCUGAUACCUCUUUAAAUGCGCUUUUGGAUUUCUCCAGUAGUCCAGACACAGCCACUCUGCCUGCAUCCAACACCACUGGAGCCCUCCUCCCAGCCACUCUGCCUGCCUCCAACACCACUGGAGCCCUCCUCCCAGCCACUCUGCCUGCCUCCAACACCACCGGAGCCCUCCUCCCAGCCACUCUGCCUGCCACUCUGCCUGCCUCCAACUCCACCGGAGCCCUCCUCCCAGCCUCUCUGCCUGCCUCCAACACCACUGGAGCCCUCCUCCCAGCCACUCUGCCUGCCUCCAACUCCACCGGAGCCCUCCUCCCAGCCUCUCCGCCUGCCUGUCUGCCUGCCUCCAACACCAAUGGAGCCCUGUCUACCUCGGCCCCUCCGAUGAGGGAACCAUGUGGCCAGAAAUGCAGGAGAAAAUGUUCAGAGAAAUUUAGUGAGGAAUGGCGAAAGAAGAUUUGGGUCAUGUACUGGAACAUGGACUACACCGAAAAACGUGCAUUUAUGUUCUGUAACAUAACCCAGCUACCAACGGCAAGAUUGUUUGUCCCCAAAGGAACGAGUCGGCGCAGCAGGUCUUUUGUUUACAGGCUUAAAAAUGAGGAUCAGGUUCCACAGCAGGUCUGCAAGAAUUUCUUUUUGGCCACUUUGGGGUACCACCCAACAAAUGACAGCCUGGUCCUGUCGGUGAUGAGAAGGGAAAUGGGAAAUGAGGAGAUCCCAAAGGAUCAAAGAGGGAGACACACACCGGGCAACAAACUGGACCUGCAGCCAUUGUUGGAUCACAUUGAGUCUUUUCACCCUUCCGCCAGUCAUUAUCGGAGGGAACAUGCUCCCCAUCGCCGCUAUCUCCCUAGUUACAUUAGCAUCAAACUGAUGUAUGCAGACUGGCUGGAAAAGGGCAACAGGUGCUCCUACGAAACAUAUCGCAAAGCAGUGCGGCAUCAGCUUCACAAAGCUUGGAGAGGAGGAAUGUGAGGAGUGCUUGCUGCAUGAACAUGCCUGUGAUGACGAUGUCAUGGACUGCUUGGAAUAUGAGCGCUGGCGCAAACAUAAAAAUUCUGCUUUGCAGUGCAGACUCGCAUAUCAGGCUGAUGCAGAGAAGGACUGGCAGUGAGACACAUCAGUGAGGAGUGUGGACCUCAAGAAGGUUAUUAUGUUGCCACGCAUGCCUGGAGUUAAAACUGCCAUCUUCACCCGGCGUAUAGUGGCAUACCAUGAGACCUUUGCCUCAGUGGGGAAGAAAGUGAAUAAAAAACACACCAUCUCUGUGGUCUGGCAUGAGGGCAUGGCGGGCAGAAGUGCUCAAGAAAUAGCAUCAGCUUAUGUGAUGGCAUUGGAGAAAGAGCGAGAUGUCAGACACAGCAUCUACUGGGUGGACAAUUGUGCAUCCCAGAACAAGAACUGGUGUCUGUUGAGUACGUUAGUCUGCACCAUCAAUGCUGCCACCUCAGAAAGUGAGGAUAUCACAUUGAAGUACAUUGAGAAGGGACACACCUGAGCGCCGACAGUUUUCACCAUGGUGUAGAGCUGGAGAUGAAGAGGAGGCCUGGCGGUGCUGUCUAUGACUAUGAGGACUUUUUUAGUGUAGUGGCCACUUCCAACUCCAGAAAAGUGGAGGCUUUACACAUGAAAAAUGCCAAUGUACUGAAUUGGAGGGAUGGCCAUUCCACCACGAAGGUCAAGACGGCCCAAAAGUUGAGUGAAAUGGCUGAAAUUCAGCUGCGACGUGGGUCGAGGAGUUUAUUUUACAAGCUCACCCACACAGAUGAAAGCUUCAUUGAAUUGGACUUUCUCCAGAAGAAGUUCAGCAUGAAUGUACCCUCUCUCCUCAGGUUACAUGACCGGGGGAUUGAAGAGGGCAAGAAGAUUGAAAUUAUUAAAAACUGUGUCCUCUUAUGCCUUCCAGCAGAAUGGCCUUCUGGGUCUCGCUGCCUGUGAACAUGGAGGAUGAGGAAUGAGCAGUCUCUAAUGUAUUGGUCUAAUGUUUAAUUAAUUAUUACUCUAUAUCUUGCAUUUAAAUACAUAUACCUUUGUAUUCAAUUAUAAUUAAAUUAUCUUUAUUGUGAAAGUAUUUAUUCAUACUGUACUGCAAAGUAACUUAUCUGUCAUACUGUUUAACUGUGUUAGUGUUGCUGCACUAUCCUUAUCAUUAUAGCACUAAAUGGGAACAACCAAAGGUCUUCUAUGUAAUUUAAAACAAAUACCAUGAUGACUAGACCUGGGUUAGGUGUUCUUAUAAUGGAGUUCUCAGUAUGGUGAACAGCAGUAAAUAUUGAUUAUAUGUCAGUUACUGCCAUUUGCCUUUGCAUGACUCCUGAUUUUUGGCACAUGAUACAAAGGCAGAGUGCAGUAACUGCCAAACAAGGGUCAAAGGUCAAUUUUGAGCUCAAGAUUUUUUGCAUACAAACAUUUCUUCAGUAUAGCAACUAGUUGUGAAAUUUUGGGAGUCCUACCUAUAAUACUUUUGUCUGGACAAAACAGAAACUUUAAAGUCAUUUUUCUCAGUUUCUCACACUAGUGAGUUAAGGUCUUUUGCUUUUGCAGGGCAGCAUUGUAGAGCUGAUGGAAGUGAAAGAGGAAAGUCAAGAACCGAUUGAAGUGGAGGAGAAACCUCAUGAUUUCACAACUGGAGAAAAAUCUUUAAAUGACUCAGACAAAGUUCUCAUCAAAAAAACCUCAAAGGAGAGCAGCCAAGAAAUCUUUAACCUGCUCUCAGUGUGGAAAGAGUUUAAAAUGUAAUAAAGAUCUUAAUAUACACAUGAGAAUUCACACCUGAGAGAAACCUUACAUGUGUUAUCAGUGUGGAAAGUGUUUCACUAUUAAAGGAAACCUUGAUGUACACAUGAGGAUUCAUACUAGAGUGAAACCAUACAAGUGCUCACACUUUGACAUUUACAUAUAUGCAUUUGGCAGACGCUUUUAUCCAAAGCGACUUACAGUGCACUUAUUACAGGGACAAUCCCCCCUGGAGCAAUCUGGAGUUAAGUGCCUUACUCAAGGACACAAUGGUGGUGGCUGUGGGGCUCGAGCCAGCAUCCUUCUGAUUACCAGAUUACCAGUUAUGUGCUUAGACCACUACACCAGCACCACUCUUUGAAAGGAGUUUUAUUCAGUCAUAUGUCCUGAAAAACCAUGAGAGAAUUCAUACAGGAGAGAAACCAUACAUCAUGGUUUUAGGGUCAUGGUUUCGGUACGGUUGGUGCCAGACGGGCUGGUUUGAGUAUUUCUGUAACUGCUGAUCUCAUGGGAUUUUAACAUACAAUUUACUCUGAAUUGUGCCAAAAACAAUAAAGAUCCAGUGAGUGCCAGUUCUGUGGAUGAAAAUGCCUGGUUGAAGAGAGAGGUCAACAUAGAAUGGCCAGACUGGUUCGAACUGACAGUCUACG
This is a messenger RNA of Xyrauchen texanus (razorback sucker), 3861 nucleotides long. RefSeq lists its product as uncharacterized. The record is from RefSeq and is a predicted model, not a curated record. The transcript has 3 exons. The coding region runs from base 38 to 1450 and encodes 470 amino acids. NCBI's taxonomy places the organism in Eukaryota, Metazoa, Chordata, Actinopteri, Cypriniformes, Catostomidae.